AUGAGCACAGGACAUAACGAGAAAGAGCACUCAAUCACAGUAGACCUUCACGAGGAAAUAGAAAACUUCAUGAACAAUGUGAUCUCCCUAGAGGUGGAGCUUGCCUCCCACAUUCGAGGACUGGAUCUCAUGUCUCACCAGCUAAACAAGAUCAUUGACAAUCUCACUGGGUGUAAGACGCAGGAAGCAGAGUAUGACAGUGACACCACAGAUAAUGGAGAGCCCCCGCGUCCCAAAUACUCCAUGGAAGGAUUUGAGAAGCGUGUACAAGAGGUGAUGGAAGAAAUAAAUAAAGACGCCGUUGCGCUAAGGCAUCUGCGUGAAGAAGCCAUCCAAAUCCGUGAGAAUUGCUUGGCGUAA
Giardia duodenalis is the source of this 360-nucleotide messenger RNA. RefSeq lists its product as uncharacterized. The transcript has a single exon. NCBI's taxonomy places the organism in Eukaryota, Fornicata, Diplomonadida, Hexamitidae. The record is from RefSeq and is a predicted model, not a curated record. The coding region runs from base 1 to 360 and encodes 119 amino acids.